Molecule: messenger RNA, 4727 nt
Organism: Nycticebus coucang (slow loris)
Lineage: Eukaryota; Metazoa; Chordata; Mammalia; Primates; Lorisidae
Gene: CSPP1
Product: centrosome and spindle pole associated protein 1
Exons: 33
Coding region: 146-3907 (1253 amino acids)
Biological process (GO): positive regulation of cytokinesis
Cellular component (GO): microtubule; centrosome; spindle pole
Source: RefSeq, a predicted model, not a curated record
CUUAAUGGGAUUGGGGAAAGAGUUGUUUUUGUGUACGUAUAGAUACCUUAAAUCAAAUAAGUUUGUUGAAAGACUGAAAAAUAAGGCUGUGUGUGGAAAAACUGAGAUAUAAGUAGUUCUUGAAGCUGGCUAAGGAAUCUGCAAAAUGGCUGAUAAUUUGGAUGAAUUUAUUGAAGAACGAAAAGCUAAAUUGGCCAAAGACAAAGCAGAAUUGGAAAGUGAUCCACCUUACAUGGAAAUGAAGGGAAAGACAUCAGAGAAGCUUUCUGAAAAUAGUAAAAUAUUAAUCUCUAUGGCCAAGGAGAACAUACCACCGAACAGUCAACAGACCAUGGGUUCCUUAGGAAUUGAUUAUGGCUUAAGUUUACCACUUGGGGAAGACUAUGAACGGAAGAAACAUAAACUUAAAGAGGAAUUACGGCAAGAUUACAGACGUUAUCUUACUCAGGGCAUUUCACAAGCAAAAAGAAAGAAAAAUUUUCUAUCCACGGGUGAACCAGAUCCGUCUACUCUGGGAGUGUCUCUUCCUAUUGGUGAGAGGUUAUCUGCCAAGGAAAGGUUGAAACUUGAACGCAACAAAGAAUACAAUCAAUUUCUCAGGGGUAAAGAGGAAUCCAGUGAAAAGUUCAGACAGACAGAAAAGAGUAAUGAGCCAACGAGUCAAAGAAAUAAAAAUCAAGUUAUUGUAAGUCAAGUUAAGUCUGAUUUAUCUUCACAAAUACAAUCAUCUUGUGAAAAUUCUGAGGAUCCUAGGAGAGGAGUCUUAACUCCUUCAGAGGCAUACGAAGAGCUUUUGAACCAAAGGCGACUAGAGGAGGACAGAUAUCGACAACUUGAUGAUGAAAUUGAAUUAAGGAAUAGAAGAAUUAUUAAAAAAGCUAAUGAAGAAGCAGGCAUUUCCAACGCAAAGCAUCAAAGGUUUGCAAGCAGGACUGGUAUUUCAGGUAGAAGAUUUCACAAAUUUAAUGAGGAUUGUGUUUCUGAUAGACAAUAUUAUAGACCAGACCGAGACCCUGAAGUAAGUGAAGAAAUGGACGAGAGAUUUAGAUUUGAAAGUGAUUUUGAUAGAAGACUUUUGAGAGUGUAUACAAAUGGCAGGACGCAGGGGAACAAACGAGAGAACGUGCCUCCUAGGGAGCAUGAUGGUGAUGUGACUGAACAGUCAGACGUACGAGUUGCAUCUGCUGGAAAUAAAAGUGCUCAAGGUAAUGAGCCAUCCACAUCUGCUCCUCAGGAGCUCUGUAGUCCUUUUGCGGGGAUGCUUUUUGGAGGUGAAGAUCGAGAACUUAUUCAGAGAAGGAAAGAGAAAUACAGGCAAGAGUUAUUGGAACAAAUGGCUGAGCAACAGAAGAACAAGAGACGAGAAAAAGAUUUAGAACUCAGGGUUGCAGCUUCUGGAGUACAAGACCCUGAGAAAUCGUGGAAUGAAUUACUCACAUCAUUGCAGUUAAGUAAGGAAGAGCCUGAUAGACUAAAGCAGUUUAGUGUGGCACCAAGACACUUUGAAGAGCUAGUACCACCUGAAAGGCCCAGAGUAGCUUUCCAGACACCUCUCCCUCCUUUAUCUGCCCCAUCGGUACCACCCAUGCCGGCAGUUCACUCUGUGCCUCCUCCAAAUGAAGAUUUUCACAGUGGAUUAAGCAGUGCCUUUGGUGAAAUGGUGCCUCCCAGGGUUGCACCACUGCCUCCGCCUCCCCUACUACCACCUUUGGCUGCUAACUAUCGCACUCCUUCUGAUGAUGCAUACUAUUUUUAUGGGGCCAGAAACACUUUGGAUCCCAGUCUUGCUUAUUAUGGUUCAGGAAUGCUGGGAGUACACCCUACAGCUUAUGUUAGUGCUCCUGUUACCCACCAGCGCACCCAACCUAUUGUGAAUACAAUUGGACAGAAUGAACUGAAAAUUACAAGUGAUCGUACAAUAAAUUCAGGAUUAUUUUUUGAAGAUAAACCAAAACCUUCCAAACAGUCACUUCAGUCUUACCAAGAGGCUUUGCAGCAACAGAUUCGAGAAAGAGAAGAAAGAAGGAAGAAAGAACGUGAAGAAAAAGAAGAAUAUGAAGCUAAAUUAGAAGCUGAAAUGAGAAUUUAUAACCCCUGGGGAAAAGGUGGAGGUGGUGCUCCUCUCAGGGAUGCAAAAGGAAAUCUGAUAACUGAUUUGAAUAGGAUGCACAGACAAAAUAUAGAUGCCUACCAUAACCCAGAUGCAAGAUCACAUGAAGAUAAAAGGGCUGUUGUAUCUCUAGACCAAAAUUUAGCCACUUCAAAUGCUGAGAACCUAGAAGAUUCUGCAAAUAAAAACUCAGGUCAUGUGCAAACACAGAGCUCUCCUUUUGCUCGGGGAAAUAUAUUUGGUGAGCCUCCAACUGAACUUCAGAUUAAACAGCAAGAACUAUACAAGGAUUUUCUUCGUUUUCAGAUUCAGGAAAAGAAACAGAGAGAGGAAGCAGAGCGAGAGAGACUGAGAAUUGCAGAAGAAAAAGAAGAGCGACGGCUCGCAGAACAGAGGGCACGCAUUCAGCAAGAGUAUGAAGAGGAGCAGGAGAAGAAAAGAGAGAAAGAGGAGGAGCAAAGGCUAAAAAAUGAAGAGCUUAUUCGGUUAGCCGAAGAAAGGCGAAAAGAAGCCGAAAGAAAGAAGAAAGAAGAAGAAGAAAAACAUAACCUGCAACUUCAGCACUACUAUGAAAGAGAAAAUGUGAUUGGAGAAGAAACAAAGCGCUCGAGGCAGCCUUCUCCUGUAGUUCCUGCUCUUCAGAACAAAAUCUCAAGCAAACUCCAAAGACCGCCUUCAGUUGACAGCAUCAUAAGUUCCUUUAUUCAUGAAAGUUCCAUGUCCAGAGCACAGUCUCCUCCAGUCCCUGCCAGGAAAAACCAGCUCCGUGCAGAAGAGGAGAAAAAAAAUGUGAUUAUGGAAUUAUCAGAAAUGAGGAAACAACUUCGCAGUGAAGAGAGGCGUCUACAAGGGCAGUUGCUACACUUGGGCAAUAAUGAUGAAAUUCACAUAAGGAAAAGAGAAAAGAAUCCCAUGGAUAUAUUUGACAUGGCUAGAUAUCGGUUGCAAGUGCCUGUCAGAAGACAGUCACCUAAGGGGUUAGAUGCUUCCACUUUUCAGAACAUUCAUGAUUUUAAUGAACUGAAAGAUAGAGAUUCAGAAACACGAGUUGAUCUCAAAUUUAUGUACCCGGAUCCUCCGAGAGAUCAUCACACCUUAGAGAUUCAGCAGCAAGCUCUGCUAAGGGAGCAGCAGAAGCGGCUGAAUAGAAUAAAAAUGCAGGAAGGGGCUGAAGUUGACUUAGAUGCUAUCCCAAGUGUUAAAGUACGAAAAGAAAGAAUGGUAAGAAUGCCCACAGAUGACGCUAAUGAUUUCUUGAAAAAUUCAUUACUAGAAUCUGAUAGUGCUUUUAUUGGUGCUUAUGGUGAGACAUAUCCUGCCAUUGAAGAUGAUGACUUCCCUCCACCAUCACAGCUGCCCUCUGCAAGGGAGCGCAGGAGAAACAAAUUGAAAGGACUGGACUUUGCAUGCCUAUUGAGGAUGAAGAGAUAUCACUGUGGUUUUGAGGAUAACAGUUGUCCUAAUGUACCACCAGAUGGUCUCUCUUUAAAAUCAGUGUCCAGUGUAAAUGUUGACCAGCUUAGAAUGAGAAAUGAGGAGCGAAUGCAUAGACUGAAUGAACUUCAAAAUAAACCUAUUAAUACAGAGGACGAGAGUUCCCUGGUUGACCCUGAUGACAUCAUGAAACACAUGGGGGAUGAUGGCUCAAACUCUGUAGCAACCGAGCCCUGGCUCCGCCCUGGCACCUCGGAAACACUGAAGCGCUUCAUGGCAGAGCAGCUGGACCAGGAACAGCAGCAAGUUCCUGGGAAACCAGGACCUUUCACUUGGCAGAGCCUGUCUACCGCGCAUGGUUAAAAUAAAUCUGUACCGGACCCAGUAGUGCCUUGUCCAGUGAAAGGAAUGGUAAAUCUGUACCUUUAAUAAUAUGCUCUACUUUUUUCUUCUGCCUGAAGUUAGUUUUGUUAUAUUUGUAUAUAAAAGCAUAUUUUUUCCAAGAUGUAUUAUGAUGUAUGUUAUGUACAUAAAUAAAAGGCCACGAUUAUUACAUGUAACAAAGGGUACUCUGGUUUUACAGCACUAUAAAGACACUUUUUUAUUCACCUUGACAGGCAGAAUCUAUAAUAAGAUAGUAUACAUAUGACAGUUGAAUCCAGAGUACAAUAUUCUGUAAUGAACUAUAAUUCUAUACAGUUCUGUGCUACGUACAUAAAUAGAAGGCCAGAAUUAUUUUGCACAGUUAUGCCAUAGAGUGGUAAUGAACUCUGGAUUCAACUAUCAUAUGUAUACUAUUUUAUUAUAAAUUCUGUUUAUCAGGAUAAGGUAAAUAAAACUGAAGUGUCUUUACAGUGCUAUCAAACCAGAAUACCCUUUGUCACACGCACAUUUGCCACUGUUAUCUAUUAAGAUAAUUCUUUAGUGACUACACGUUGUAGCUGUGACUAUUCCAGUUGCUACAUAAUGAAAGAAUCAAAUGUGCUAUUUAAUUUUCCUGUUAUUUGACGCUACUGAUUCAGACAUAAUGGGAACUGUAAUUGAUUUUAUUCUCAUAAGCCAUACACUAAAUUUACAUCUUUCUGCCUCUACUUUUGUGCCAAUGAAUGCAUUGUCUUACAAUUAAUUUAUGUGAUUUGACUGCUUCUUGAUAGAAAUAAAUUUUUACUUUUAUUAACCAAUG